AUGACUUCCAUGGAUCUUCGCGUAGGCGGAAAGUACAGGAUCGGGAAAAAGAUUGGAAGCGGUUCUUUCGGUGAUAUCUACCUCGGUGUCAACAUUGUCUCUGGCGAAGAGGUUGCCAUCAAGCUCGAGUCUGUCAAGGCCAAGCACCCCCAGCUCGAGUACGAGUCCAAGGUCUACAAGACCCUCGCCGGUGGUGUCGGUAUCCCCUUUGUCAGAUGGUACGGUACCGAGUGCGAUUACAAUGCCAUGGUCCUCGAUCUCCUUGGCCCGUCCCUUGAAGAUCUCUUCAACUUUUGCAACCGAAAGUUUUCCCUCAAAACCGCCCUCCUCCUCGCCGACCAGCUCAUCUCGCGUGUCGAGUACAUUCACUCUCGAAACUUUAUCCACCGUGAUAUCAAGCCCGACAAUUUCUUGAUGGGCGUCGGCAAGCGAGGCAAUCAAGUAAAUGUUAUCGACUUUGGGUUGGCCAAAAAGUACAGGGACCCCAAAACCCACUUGCAUAUCCCCUACAGGGAGAACAAGAACUUGACGGGUACCGCCCGAUACACCUCUAUCAACACGCAUUUGGGUGUCGAGCAGAGUCGAAGGGACGAUCUCGAGUCUUUGGGUUACGUCUUGAUGUACUUUCUCCGUGGCCAACUUCCUUGGCAGGGUCUCAAGGCUGCUACCAAGAAGCAAAAGUAUGACCGAAUCAUGGAGAAGAAGAUGACCACCCCCACCGAGGUCCUCUGCCGAGGUUACCCCAACGAGUUUGCCAUCUACCUCAACUACUGCCGCUCGCUUCGAUUCGAUGACAAGCCCGACUACUCUUACCUCCGCAAGCUCUUCCGUGACCUCUUUGUCCGUGAAGGCUUCCAGUACGACUAUGUCUUUGACUGGUCUGUGCAGCCCAAGAGCAGCGGGUCCGGAUCUGGCACGGCCGGGGAUGAUCACAUGGGUCAGCAUAUUCUUUCUGGUGGCAAGAGACGAGUAGUGCCUAACGACGGUGGUGUAGCACAGGCGCAAGAUAGUCAGAGGCAACUUCGAAGCCAAACUAGGGCGAGGGACACUGGUGGUUGGUGA
Molecule: messenger RNA, 1062 nt
Organism: Cryptococcus wingfieldii CBS 7118
Lineage: Eukaryota; Fungi; Basidiomycota; Tremellomycetes; Tremellales; Cryptococcaceae
Product: CK1/CK1/CK1-D protein kinase
Exons: 4
Coding region: 1-1062 (353 amino acids)
Biological process (GO): endocytosis; signal transduction; peptidyl-serine phosphorylation
Cellular component (GO): cytoplasm; nucleus
Molecular function (GO): protein serine/threonine kinase activity; ATP binding
Source: RefSeq, a predicted model, not a curated record